AUGAAAAGAGCUUCCUCGGUGUCUCUCCUCCAGAAGACUCCCUCCUCUCCAGUCCGCUGCCACGCGCCGGCUACCCGCUCAGCCGCACUGUUCUGGAGCAAAGAUGGAGAGGAGCUGCGAGGCGUGGACCACGGAGAGAUCCUCCCCAACCACGACGGAUCCUUCCAGAUGAGCGUCGACCUGAAACUCUCAGCAGUCCCAGCUGAAGACUGGAGGAGGUACCAGUGUGUGUUUCAGCUGUCUGGUGUGGAGGAGCCCAUCGUCAUCCCGCUGGAAGAAGCUGGGAUCAGGACCAACGCAGAGAAGCCUUCUGGCAUGACCACCAUCAUCAUCAUCAGCCUCCCCAUCAUCAUCAUCACCAUCACCCUACUGGCUGUCUCUGCUCUCGCUUUGGGCAGAGUCAUGGAUUACAAAAAGAGGAAAGCCGAAUGCCCUCCGACUUCUGACAACAGCUCCGAGCUCUCUGAGAAGCUGAACCCUGAGACUCAGGGAUGACCUCGGCGACCUGCACACGGCGAGUUGCUUCUGUGGUUUGAGGAGCUUCUGUGAUGGUUUCUGUGGUUUGAGGAGCUUCUGUGAUGGUUUCUGUGGUUUGAGGAGCUUCUGUGAUGGUUUCUGUGGUUUGAGGAGCUUCUGUGAUGGUUUUGACUAUUUUGGAUAUUUGAAGUCUAAAUGAUGCUGUAAAUAUGUGGUUUUGUUUUUUAUUUACACAUUUAUGAUGAAUUAUUUAGUUUUAUAUUGUAUGUAUUUCUUUUUGUCAGGUUCAUGGAUCAAUAUUGUUCCGGAUCAAGAAGUGAUGUCACCACAUUCUCCUCCAUGAACUGUGAAUUCUUCAUAUAUAUAUAUAUGUGUAUAUAUAUACAUACAUAUGCAUAUAUAUACGUAUAUAUAUGCAUAUAUGUGUGUGUAUAUAUAUACAUAUAUGUAUAUAUAUAUAUAUGUGUGUGUGUGUGUAUAUACUAGAGAUGCACCGAUCAGGUUUUUGGUGCCGAUCACUGAAAUCAGUAUCUGCCGAUCCGAUAAUACCGAUCACGGUGUCGAUUGAAGCAUUCUAUUUAUUGUGUAGCAUUAUUGCCUAGGACUAUGAGGAAAUACAUAUGUGACACGCGUCUUGCCGUCACUGGUAGGUUCCCCUUUAAGCACCACGGAAUGAUCAGCCAGAGCGAUAGUUUGUAAUAUACUUUAUUGUAUACGACCGCAGACAGUGUCUCUGCUCCAGCACUCCAGCCCGUCCAGCUCCUUUUGAAGACAAAGCCUCGCAGAUACACAAACACAGAUUGUCAUCAGCUGGUCUGAUUGUCAUCAGACCAGCUGAUGACAAUCAGACACCAUUCCCUGAACCACACCCCCGCUCCACCCACUCUGCAGCCGAGCUUACACACACCCCACUGCCACAACAUAUAUAAAGCAACUCAAACAUUAAAGAAAUUACCGAUUUCUUUAAACAUUUAGGAAUUUUACUUUGAAAAAUGUCCUAAUUGAUACAUUAAAAUUGUUUGAUUGCUA
Molecule: messenger RNA, 1506 nt
Organism: Pseudoliparis swirei
Lineage: Eukaryota; Metazoa; Chordata; Actinopteri; Perciformes; Liparidae
Product: major histocompatibility complex class I-related gene protein-like
Exons: 4
Coding region: 1-495 (164 amino acids)
Source: RefSeq, a predicted model, not a curated record